Rotaria sordida is the source of this 1377-nucleotide messenger RNA. The record is from the annotation of a GenBank genome assembly. Lineage: Eukaryota; Metazoa; Rotifera; Eurotatoria; Philodinida; Philodinidae.
AUGGAACAUAUAAAACCAUGUGAAGAUUCGAUUUAUUGUCUUGAACAAUAUUCUCCCGAAAAAUCCGUAAAUCAUAAUCAAACUUAUUCACAUCCAUGUCGUUUCUCUGAAUUAUGUCGAAAUAUUCAUGAUACAUCUCACAGUAUACAAUUUACGCAUGAUAAACACGAUGUAUCUCAAUGUGAAUAUGAUAUGAAUUGUUCUAAUUUAACUGAUCCUACUCAUCGCUUUUCCUAUCGACAUACUGGUUUACCGGAUUAUUUAAUUCCUUGUCGAAAUCAACAGGAAUGUCGUAAUUUGACUUCUGAACAUCGAAAGAAAUAUUUUCAUGGUGAAAAAAUCAAUACAUUGACAGUAAAUAAAAAUAGUCCAAAAAGAACAUCACAGACAAAAAGAAAAUUUGAAUCAAAAAAUCCUCAAAAUCAAUCCCAACAGGAUCAUAUUGCUCAACAUACAAGAUUUCAAGAACAGUCACGUGCAAAGAAAUCCCCAUGUACAUUGAAUGAACAAUCUUCUCAUGUAGGAUCAUUUGAAAAUGAAGAAUCUAAUCGUAAAGAACUACUCGCCACCUUCUAUACAGAGGUAGCAGGUAGAAGUACUAUUAUCGAAGCAAAUGCCUUCGAUCGAUAUCAUAAUCCAACAGGAAGAAUUUAUGAUUUAGGUCGAGAUAGUGCAUUUAGUGAAUAUAGUAUUUUAAUUGCACAGUUUUAUACAGAUUGGGAAUUCAAUGAUACUGCUAUGAAAAUACCAAUUGAUGCGUUAAAAGUUAAAGGAUUUCAUGUGACACAUGUGAAAACAGAAGAUAAAUGUAUAAAAGAAAUCGCCUCGAAUCGUUAUCAAAUCGUAUGGAUUAUUAGUACAAAUAACAUUCAAAAUUCAUCAUUUAUCUCAGCUCUAACAACAUAUCAUUCAUCUGGUGGAGCUAUUUUCUUAUUUGCUGAUAAUACACCAUAUGUAUGUCAUGUAUCUGAAUUUCUUAAAACAAAAUUUGGUAUAACUCUCGAAGGUGAUUACUAUGGUGAUAAAACACUUGUAUACAAAGAAAAUGGUUAUCAACAAACAGGACAUUUUGGUCAACAUGAUAUUUUUACGGGAAUAGAAAAUUUAUAUGAGGGUAUUACUAUCUGUCAUCCUGUCUAUUCAACACCAGCAAGUCGCACGAAAUUUAUUACCAUAGCAACUGCAACUGAUGGAAAUAGCAGUAUUGCCGUGUAUGAUCCACUACUAACAUCAACAGAAGGACGUUUAUGUUUAGAUUGUGGCUUUACUAAACUGUUUAGAAAAUGGGAUUCAGCAGGCACAGAACGUUAUAUUAUUAAUGCUAGUUGUUGGCUACUUGGCAUGGAAAAACGUUUGAAACAGAAGAAUCAAAGUUAA